Molecule: messenger RNA, 768 nt
Organism: Melampsora larici-populina 98AG31
Lineage: Eukaryota; Fungi; Basidiomycota; Pucciniomycetes; Pucciniales; Melampsoraceae
Exons: 6
Coding region: 1-768 (255 amino acids)
Source: RefSeq, a predicted model, not a curated record
AUGCAUCUGUCUACCAUCGUUUCCAGCUUCGUGCUUGCUGCCGUCGUUGCAGCUUCCCCGACUCCCAUCCCAUCGGAGCAGUCAGCUGGUGGAUGUCCCGUCGGCGUCCCUGCCUUUAACGGAGGCGGUGGUUUCGUUCAAGGCCCUGUCGUCUUCAGCCAACAAGGAUCUUUCAGCAGCUUUUCAUCCUUCACCAGCAGUAUGAAUGUCUUUUCUACCGCUUGUACCAGCACUGUCUCGGCCUGGCAGGGUAUUUCAUCAAUCCAGAUCAUCCACCAACAGUUCCAAUACAUGAUCGUCAGUAUGUCCACCCUGUUUGCUUCUUUCCAAACCGGAUGUAACAUUUGCAACCCCGGACAAUCAAUCGCGUUCACUCAAACUGUCACCCAAGUCAUCAUUCAAGUCCAAUCAAUGGUCUCGUUCAUCUACACCCAGUUUGGUGGUCAAAUCGUUGUUUUCCAACAGGAAUUCUCGAUCUUAUCGCUCUUAUUCCAAACCAUCAUCGGUAUCGGUGCCACCUUGAACGUCAACAUGCAACAACUUUUCAUCACUAACCAAUUCAACUUCCAAUUGUUCAACUCUUGCGGUAUUCAAACCAACGCUUGGUUCCAAACCGGAGGUGUCAUCUUCCCCCCACAACACGUCGGACUUCUUGCUCAGCUUCUAAGCCCUGUCCUUCUAGCCAUCCGUCCUGUUCUCAACGGUGUUGGAGACCUCUUGACUGGACUCGGUGUUGGUGUUUCAAACCUUUUAGGUAACCUCCUCUAA